AUGAACCACAUAAUGGUAAACCUAUUACUAGGAUAGAAAUAUCACUAAAUGAAAAAUACCUUAUUACUUAUAGUGAAGAAGAUCGUUCAAUUAUUCAACUUAAGUUUCAUCAAACUGUUAAAACUAAUGAAGAUAAUGAAGAUAAGAAAUAUGAAAUCAAAAGUUUAUGCGUUUCUGAUUAUAAGAAACUUGCUUAUAUUACUAUCCGUCAUUAUAAUGAUAGUACUCAAUAUACUAUUACUGUUUACCUGGUUUCAAAUGAUUACAUUUAUGAAUGGAAUAUUAAUACUGAGAGAAGUGUAAAAAUAUUUGGUAAUAAUAAGGAUAAGAAUAAGACAAAAAAUAUCGGAAU
Molecule: messenger RNA, 352 nt
Organism: Rhizophagus irregularis DAOM 181602=DAOM 197198
Lineage: Eukaryota; Fungi; Glomeromycota; Glomeromycetes; Glomerales; Glomeraceae
Source: RefSeq, a predicted model, not a curated record